AUGUACAAGUCCACUGCCCUCCUCGCCCUCGUCGCUGGUGUCGCCCAGGCCCAGUCUCUCCCCAACAUCCCCUCGUGCGCCAUUGAGUGCCUGAGCACCGCCGCCCCCGACGCCGGCUGCAGUGGCAUCACCGACUUUGAGUGCCUCUGCGGCUCCAUUGACGAGAUCAUGCAGUCGUCCAAGGAUUGCUUCACCAGCAAGUGCGACUCCUCGGAGCUCCAGAGCGCCCAGUCGGCCGCCACCAAGUUCUGCGCCAACCUGGUCGGCACCUCCUCCGGGUCCAUGAUGUCCUCCUCCUCGGGCUCCAUGACCAUGACCAUGUCGUCGACCGUCACCGAGACCACCGUCACCACCCCCGUGACCGUCACCACCUCCACGACCCCCAUGUCGUCGGGUAUGUCGUCUGACAUGUCCACCAUGGUCACCACCGAGACCGACUCCAACGGCAACCCCACGGCCACCCGCACGGAGGAGCCCACCGCCUCCGGCACGGACGGCGGCGACAGCGGUGUCGGCAAGCCUGUUGCCGGCCUCGUGGCCGCUGGCCUUGCCGUCCUCGCUGCCUUGUAA
Molecule: messenger RNA, 570 nt
Organism: Emericellopsis atlantica
Lineage: Eukaryota; Fungi; Ascomycota; Sordariomycetes; Hypocreales; Bionectriaceae
Exons: 1
Coding region: 1-570 (189 amino acids)
Source: RefSeq, a predicted model, not a curated record